Messenger RNA from Papaver somniferum (opium poppy), 720 nucleotides. Its product is annotated as olee1-like protein. Bases 33 to 563 code for a protein of 176 amino acids. The record is from RefSeq and is a predicted model, not a curated record. Lineage: Eukaryota; Viridiplantae; Streptophyta; Magnoliopsida; Ranunculales; Papaveraceae. The transcript has 2 exons.
UUUUCUUCAUUAAAAAUAAUCAAAAACGAAGCAUGGCAGAAUUCUUUCGAUCUCUUUCCACUGCUGCCAUUGCAUUCCUCCUUCUUUUCUUUUUCUCCUCGCACUUUGUUAAAUAUUCCUGUGCAGAGAAAUACUUGUUUGUUCAAGGCAAAGUUUAUUGUGAUACAUGUCGUGCCGCAUUUGAGACCGAACUAACUGAAUAUAUUGAUGGUGCAAUGGUUAAACUAGAAUGUCGUGACAUUGAAGGAGGUCACAUUACAUAUUCUUUGGAAGGAGUAACCAAUUCAACUGGUGUCUAUCGACUUCCGGUUCAAGGAGAUCAUGCGGAAGAAAUCUGUGAGGUGUUCCUAGUAAAAAGCCCGCUACCGGACUGCUCAGAAAUUCUUAAAGGAGGUGCAAGUGCCCGAGUUCAGAUUACUUCCGACGAUGGUGUGGCAGACAAUACUCGAUAUGUGAAUUCUUUAGGGUUCUUGAAAACAAAAGCUAUAGACGGUUGUGUCAAUACUCUCCUUGAAAUGGAUCUACCUCCAGAAGCUAUGGUUCCAGAGUCCACCAAAAACUGAGCAUUUGGUUAAAUUUCUAGGCAGGACUUUUCCUUGUAAUCUUGAGUCCAUUUUAUUGAUACAUCAAGGCAGAAAAUGAAUCUUAUCCAUGGUUGUAAUUCAUUCACAUUUUCUUUCUGUUAGCAAAGGCAAUCACCAAAAAGUGCAGAUUACAACA